GUUCAUGCAGCGACAUCAUGCUCGUCCUUUCUCUUUUAUCAUCAUCAGGGAAAUGCGCCAGUGUCAUUCAGCAGAGCUGCACUUGGAGGCUGAAGACGGUGAAAACAAAGAGAUGGUUUCCUUUCUGCUCGCUCUCCUUUUCCUGCCCACAUCGACACCCGUUGCACAACAAAUGGGACAUGAGGCGAUACGGGUCCAGGCAGGUGAGAUGGUGGCGCUGCACUGCCCCUGUGACGUUAAUCCUACUGGUGAUGCCGAACCCAUCUGGACCAGUUCUACCGAGCGGGAGAUGGAUCUGACCGACGUGUCCUCAGCGGAGGAGACCGGUGUGCUGGUUCAAGGGAUGAGUCUCGUUAUUCUCCGUGCAUCUGGAAAUCAUCAGGGGAACUACUCGUGCUCUCUGGGGAAUUCCAGCUGCCAGUGCCGGUUCACGGUGACAGUGAACACAGCACAGUCCAGAGGUAACGAUUCCUCAAAGACCUGUCACUCACAACAGUCCUGCGAAUUGACAUGCCCUCCUGUAAACAUCCGAAUAGUAAAUAUAACCAGCAACGGCAUCACAUGGCACAAGGAGGGACGGUUGUUGCCAAAUAAGGGUUACUUCCUGAGUGUGGAAGAGAACCACGGUGGUGUUUACAUCUGUACCAGAUCUUUCCUGUACACUAGCCAGGUGUAUAAUAUGACCUUUACAUUUGUACUUCAUGUCAAACCAAAAGUAGUGACAAAAACUGCAGUGAUCAUUUCACCGCAACAUGAGGAAGUAUUUUAUGUGGAUUUGGGUUCAACAAAGGUGAUAGAUUGUGAAGCUCUGGCCUGCUCAGUCUUUGAUUCGUUGUUCUGGUUGGGUGACAAAUCUCUCACAACUACCAAAGAGGAACCUUAUGGUGAACAAAUAAAGAUUACGGCAUCUCUGGUCUUCAAAAAAGUGUCAGAAGAGGAUCUUUCAAAAAACUAUACCUGUAGACUGCAAUCUACUUGCCAGAACCCACACUCCGUCAACAUUACUCUCAGAACAGCUCGCCGUUCUUACACGCCCCUGAUACUCAGCACUGUGGGCAUCGUGGUCGUGCUGACUGUGACACUAUUUAUCUACGUGAAGUUGAAAAUUGAAAUCACUCUUUUCUUAAGAGACACUCUUGGCUGCCAUAGAAGCGCCUCAGAUGGAAAAAGCUACGAUGCUUUUUUGAUGUGUUAUGAGAGCGACGGAGGCGCAGGACUAAACGCUCAGGACAGAAAACGGCUGGAGAGUGUUUUGGAAGGGAGGUUUGGUUACAGCCUCUGUCUUUAUGAUCGCGACGUCUUACCAGGGGAAGCUGCAGCAGAGGCCGUGUUUGACUGCAUAGAGGAGAGCCGGACGGUGGUUCUGGUUCCCACCUCUCCAGAUCCUGGUCUUGGGUCCAGCCUGCUGAGUGCCAUCCAUGCUGCUCUUGUGGAGCGGCAGACUCACUUGAUUUUCAUCACAACUGAGACAACGGAAGUGUCGACACCAGGUUCCCUAUCUGAGGCCCUGCAACCUCUCAGUGAGGCUGGAGACUGCGUCACCUGGAAAGGCCAAAGCUCCAUGUCGUCCUCCUCCUCCUUCUGGAAACAGCUACGCUAUUAUCUACCGGCCUCACGGCAAGCUUCUAAAAUAAACCGUCUACCACUGACAAUCUAGGAUGUUGCCUCAUGGCGAAAUGUUUAACCAAGUUAGAAUCCACAUCCUAUGUCAUAUCUAUCUUUACUACCAUCGUGUAUUCUGUAUCCACAAUAAAGAAAUUAAAUCUAACUUUUCAUGGUGAAGAAAA
This is a messenger RNA of Hippoglossus stenolepis (Pacific halibut), 1787 nucleotides long. RefSeq names its product interleukin-18 receptor accessory protein-like. The transcript is spliced from 10 exons. Bases 5 to 1657 code for a protein of 550 amino acids. Gene Ontology annotation, biological process: signal transduction. The record is from RefSeq and is a predicted model, not a curated record. Lineage: Eukaryota; Metazoa; Chordata; Actinopteri; Pleuronectiformes; Pleuronectidae.